CUCCACCUGGCAGGAGCACCCAGGCCUGAGCGUGGAGGAACUGGUCCUGGGGACAACAUGGUCUCCGCGGUGGCCCGUGGUGUCCUCACUGCUCUGCUGCUGCUCCUGGGGCCCAUGCCCGUGGUGGCCCACUCCGUGCCCGUGCAGGCCGCCUUCCUGGAGGAUGCGGCGGGUAGCGGGGAGGCCGAGGGCUCAUCGGCCACGUCCCCGAGCCUCCCACCGCCCCGGACCACCCUGAGCCCCACGUCAGUGGGGCCACAGCCCACGCUGCGGGCGGGCCCCGCGCCCCCCAGCAACUUUCUGGACGGGAUCGUGGACUUCUUCCGCCAGUACGUGAUGCUCAUCGCUGUGGUGGGCUCCCUGGCCUUCCUGCUCAUGUUCACCGUCUGCGCGGCCCUCGUCACCCGCCAGAAGCACAAGGCCUCGGCCUACUACCCGUCCUCCUUCCCCAAGAAGAAGUACGUGGACCAGAGGGACCGCGCCGGUGGCCCCCGCGCCUUCAGCGAGGUC
Molecule: messenger RNA, 510 nt
Organism: Galeopterus variegatus (Sunda flying lemur)
Lineage: Eukaryota; Metazoa; Chordata; Mammalia; Dermoptera; Cynocephalidae
Product: transmembrane protein 119-like
Exons: 2
Biological process (GO): positive regulation of bone mineralization; ossification; positive regulation of osteoblast differentiation
Cellular component (GO): plasma membrane
Source: RefSeq, a predicted model, not a curated record